AUGGACAUGCUGUAUAGCAAGUUGCUAGCUACAUUUGAUAAACAAUGGCUCGAGGCGUUUCCUUUUCAUUUUCUGGUUUGGAACAACCAAUACCUUGAGCUUGAACGGCAACUACAGAAAAACGAGGAGAAUGUGGAUAGCUUGGUCCGGCGGGGGCGCACCCGGCUAGAGCUGGCUGUGUGUCUGGGCCACCUGGAAUCAACGCGUGUGCUGCUCAGACACUCUGCAGACCCGACGCACUGCAACGCGCAGAGCUGGACUGUGUUGCAGGAGGCAGUGAGCACAGGGGACCCUGAGCUUUGUCAGCUGGUGCUGCAGUAUAGAGACUUCAAGCGAGCCACAUAGCGACUGACUGGCAUCCCAGAACUGCUCAGCAAGCUAAGACGGGCCCAGGAUUUUUACGUGGAGAUGAAAUGGGAGUUCACCAGUUGGGUGCCCCUGGUCUCCAAGGUGUGUCCCAGUGAUGUGUACCGAGUGUGGAAGAGUGGCUCGUGUCUACGGGUGGACACCACUCUACUGGGCUUUGAGCACAUGACCUGGCUCAAGGGCCGUCGCAGCUACAUUUUUAAGGGCGAAGAGAAUGGUGCUGUGGUGAUGGAGGUGGACCAUGACAAGCAGGUGGUGUACACAGAGCCUCUGUCUCUCUCCCUGCGGGACGCCCCAUCUCUCCUGGCUGCCAUGCUGCCCACCCAGGAGAACACCGCCCAGAGACUCACCUCCCCUAUCGUCUCCACACACCUCAACACACGCAACAUCGCCUUCGAGAGGAACAAGUCUGGUAUUUGGGGCUGGCGCUCUGAGAAGAGUGAGGCAGUCAGUGGCUACGAAGCAAAGAUAUACAGCGCCACUAAUGUGGAGCUGGUGACUCGAUCAAGAACAGAGCACCUGUCGGACCAGGACAAGUCAAAGAGCAAAGGCACCAAGACUCCUCUUCAGUCCUUCCUGGGGAUAGCUGAGCAGCAUACCGCUCAUAAUGGGAGUAAUGUUUCUCAGUGUGCCAGCCCCCAUAACCCCACGGCCAUCACAGCUGAGGAAUACUUUGACCCAGAGUUCCAACUCAACGAACGAGACAUCGGACGCCCCGUGGAGCUCACCAGCAAAGUCCAGAGGUUUAAGGCCCAUCUGUGGUUGAGUGAGGCUCACCCUCUGUCAUUGGCUAAGCAGGUCACACCUAUCAUUGACCUCAUGGCCAUCACCAAUUCCCAUUUUGCCAAACUACGUGACUUCAUCACCCUGAGCCUGCCCCCCGGCUUCCCGGUCAAAAUAGAGAUCCCUCUGCUCCAUGUGUUGAAUGCCAGAGUGACCUUCAGUAACCUGUGUGGCUGUGAUGAGCCUGUCAGCUCUGUCACUCUGCACACACCUGAGGAGGACCCCGAGGCUGGGCAGGCCCCACCUCCCUUUCACUGCGAGGUUGACCCCACCGUAUUCGAACCACCCCUGGACUACACCACACUUGGUCCGGGCCGCAGCGAGCCAAUGAGAGACGAGGACGAUAACUUGCUGCAGUUUGCCAUCCAGCAGAGCCUAUUGGACGCAGGGACAGAGAGCGACCAGGUGACUAUAUGGGAGGCUCUGACUAACAGUCGUCCUGUUUCUGGGCACAUACCGUCACCCCUGUACGAGGAUGACUCUCAGCUGGAGAGGGCCAUCCAGGAGUCCCUGUCGAUCUCAUUGGCUGGUGGUGAGGAAGGAGAGCCUGCAGAUCCUGCCCCUCCCCUGUCAGUCUCGCCGUCGCACCCCGGAGCCUACUCCCCUCCCUCCUACAGCUCAGUGGCUAAGCCGCGGUUGCCGGUGCCAUUUUCCGUGGCAAACAGCUUUGACGAGCAGCUACGCAUCGCCAUGGAACUCUCGUGUAGGGAACAGGAAGAGAUGGACCGGUUACAGGGUGAGGAAGAGGAGGAGCUGGAGAGGAUCCUUCAGCUGUCACUUUUAGAGAAGUAGCCACGUGUCUUAAUUGGGGAACAAACAUGUUAAUGUAUUGUUUUUGUUUUUUUAUCCUGCAAUGUUAAAUUAUUAUAAUGUAAUUGUUAUUUUAUGAUGUCUUAAUAAUGGGGCACUGAGAGAGUAUAGGACCAGACUGCAGGGAGGGAGGUUAGGAUGUAGGGAGUUAGAGAUGGUACUUUCCUCAAGGUGGGUAAAAGCAAUAUGGUAGAAACGAUAGUUACCGGAGUGUAACUCCAGUUCUAUGAGUGGAGCGGAGCCCCAUAGGGGAGCUCUGCUCCUAU
Messenger RNA from Coregonus clupeaformis (lake whitefish), 2225 nucleotides. Its product is annotated as ankyrin repeat domain-containing protein 13D-like. Gene Ontology annotation, cellular component: cytoplasm. Lineage: Eukaryota; Metazoa; Chordata; Actinopteri; Salmoniformes; Salmonidae. The record is from RefSeq and is a predicted model, not a curated record. The transcript has 17 exons. Gene Ontology annotation, molecular function: protein binding.